CUUUUUCUGUCGCCCUCGCAUUAGUUCUGUCUCUGUCUCCUGUGUUGACCAGUUACUGACAGCUCCCCUCUCAUCUUCUUAGUGCAGUCUAAACUGUUCACACAAGCGCUGCACUGGACUAAAAGACUUUGUGGUUUGGUCCCAUAUUGAACGGGAGGAAACCUGCUUUUCUAAGGAUCAUUUUCCCAAGGACUUGGGAACAAGUGUCUGGCCUCACCUUGGAAUAUAUUCUUUGUACUGGACCGAGUCUACUGGAUCCAUUAUAAUUGGUGUCCAAUUCUUACUGUAGCAAUCAGCAAGUGUGUGACAGCUGAGUGAGGUUGUAAGGUUGUGUGUGCUGGGACAAAUAGGCAAAGAGCUGCAGUGCUGGUCUCCUGCAGUGAUUGCAGGUUGAUUCCUCAUUAGUUGGCCCUGUUUUGGCUGUGAACAUGGCAUCGUUGAGAAGUUUGAUUCUUGCAGUGCUGCUGGCACUGCUCUGCUCCUUCCACACCCCGCUGGCUCCCUUUGCCAAGGCGCAGGACCUGCCAUUCCGUUCUGAGCAAGGUCUGGUGGCUGACGAUGAUGACGAUGACGAUGAUGAUGACGAUGAUGAUGAUGACGAUGAUGAUGAUGACGAUGACGACGAUGAAGACGAUGAUGAUGACGACGACGACGAUGAUGAUGAUGAUGACGACGACGAUGAUGAUGAUGAUGAUGACGACGAUGAUGACGAUGAUGAUGAUGAUGACGACGAUGAUGAUGAUGACGACGACGAUGAUGACGACGACGACGACGAUGAUGAUGAUGACGAUGAUGACGACGAUGAUGACGACGAUGAUGAUGACGAUGACGAUGACGACGACGAUGAUGAUGAUGACGAUGAUGAUGACGAUGAUGAUGACGACGAUGAUCAUGAAGAUGACGAUGAAGACGAUGAUGACGACGAUGAUGAUGAUGAUGACGAUGACGACGACGAUGACGACGACGAUGACGACGACGAUGAGGAGGGUGCUUAUCACAAGGGCUCUCUGUGCUCAUAUUGUGAAUUCUGUGAGCAUUGCGACAACUGUGACAAAUGUCCUUGUGAAGAGGGAGACAAGUCUGAACACUGUGAUGACUGCAAGAUGUGCAAUUUCUGCCAUGGGUGUCCUGUUUGCCAAACACUUUGCAAGCCUGGAGGUUUUCUUGAUGAAGUGACUGGAUCCAUCUACAAAACUGUAGCUGAUGUCUUUGAUGAUGGAGAUGAUGACAACUGAAUCCAAUCAAAUGUUGCCACCAUGUGGCCAAACUAUUAUGUUUCAACUUCACUUCUGAUUUUCAUUGUUAUUUUUCUCUUUUUUCUUGAGAACAUUAACGUUGUCAAACCAAUGACUGAAUAAGACAUUCUUAAAGAAAACAUGAUUAUA
Messenger RNA from Gymnodraco acuticeps, 1385 nucleotides. Its product is annotated as secreted acidic protein 1A. Bases 429 to 1235 code for a protein of 268 amino acids. Gene Ontology annotation, molecular function: calcium ion binding. The record is from RefSeq and is a predicted model, not a curated record. The transcript has 6 exons. NCBI's taxonomy places the organism in Eukaryota, Metazoa, Chordata, Actinopteri, Perciformes, Bathydraconidae.